This is a messenger RNA of Camelina sativa (false flax), 1206 nucleotides long. RefSeq names its product ataxin-3 homolog. Gene Ontology annotation, molecular function: cysteine-type deubiquitinase activity. Gene Ontology annotation, cellular component: nucleus. Lineage: Eukaryota; Viridiplantae; Streptophyta; Magnoliopsida; Brassicales; Brassicaceae. The record is from RefSeq and is a predicted model, not a curated record. Gene Ontology annotation, biological process: protein deubiquitination.
UCUCCUCUCAUCACUUCAUCUUUUUUUUUUUUCAUUACUUCAUCUUCUUCAUCGCUUCGUUAUCAAUCUCUUGAGACUUUUGCAUCGCUGCAAUAUUUUUAUAUUUCACAACCGAAUCUUUUAAGUCUUUUAAUCUCGAUCGAAAAUGGAACGAACGAGCAACGGAGGGAUGUUGUAUCACGAGGUACAAGAGUCGAAUCUGUGCGCCGUACACUGCGUCAACACGGUGUUGCAGGGACCUUUCUUCUCCGAAUUCGAUCUGGCUGCCGUCGCCGCAGAUCUCGACGGUAAGGAGCGUCAGGUUAUGCUUGAAGGCGCCGCGGUCGGUGGGUUUUCGUCCGGCGAUUUCUUCUCUGAGGAGUCGCAUAAUGUUUCCCUCGGCGGCGAUUUUAGUAUCCAGGUCUUGCAAAAAGCUUUGGAAGUGUGGGAUCUACAAGUGAUUCCACUCAAUUGUCCAGAUGCAGAGCCUGCGCAGAUAGACCCUGAGCUUGAAAGCGCCUUUAUCUGCCACUUGCAUGACCAUUGGUUUUGCAUAAGGAAAGUAAAUGGUGAGUGGUAUAACUUUGACAGCCUUCUCGCCGCCCCGCAACAUUUAUCAAAGUUCUACCUCUCUGCGUUUCUCGACUCGCUCAAAGGCUCAGGAUGGAGUAUCUUCAUAGUGAAAGGAAACUUCCCACAGGAAUGUCCCAUGUCGUCUUCAUCUGAAGCUUCCAACAGUUUUGGGCAGUGGCUUUCCCCUGAAGAUGCAGAGAGAAUAAUAAAGAAUACGAGCUCAGUACAAGGUUCAUCUGCUAGCAGCAACAAAAGUAAUGCCAAUGUGGACCAACAAAGACCAAAUCAGGCAUUGUCACGUGAGGAAGUGCAGGCUUUUUCAGAGAUGGAAGAUGAUGACUUGAAGGCAGCAAUUGCAGCGAGUUUGCUUGAUGCUUCUGCGGCUGGGGCCAAUCUCGGCGCUAUAGGGACUUCUAAGGAAACCGAGGAAAAAAAGUAGCAGAGGAAAUAGAGAACAAGUCGUAUUGAUGGAGGUGGGGAAUAUUCACAUUUGUUUCUUUUGUUUUGGUUUGUUAUCAAUAGUUAUAUCAACAACAGCUUUACAUACAGAACAGAGAAAAAAAAUACCUUACAUCUAAAGAAACCAGAGAAUAAACGAUUUGUGAAUUUUAUUUUUUGCUUGAUUUCUUUUUGGUUAAUCCCAAGCCAAACUUA